GCGGCGGCCGGCCCUGAGGAAAAGCCGCAGCAGCCGCCGCUGCCUCCUAAGGAGAACCCCUGGACCAAAAAGCCUCUUCAGCACCUGUCCCCCGCCGGGUCGGGGCCGCCGCCGCCCCCACUGGAACCAGAGCCCGGUUCCCCACAAAUUAUAAAAGCAGGAAAACUUAGGACAAAGAAAUCCAGCAAGGCUAGUGAUUUCAGCGAUAUGGCGAAUUGGCCAACACCAAGUGAAUUAGUGAACACUGGAUGUCAGAGCAUUAUCAACCAAGGAAAUAAGAAGCCACAAAAUAAAAAAGAAAGAGACGACAAAGUUGAAAAGAGAUGUAACAGCGAGAGCAAAGAAAGCCGGGAAACAAAAUUAGAUGGUCCUGGUGAAAAUAUCAGUGAGGAUGAGGCUCAGUCAAAUAUUCAACGAAAGAGAGCUAACAAGCACAAGUGGGUGCCACUCCACUUAGAUGAUGUAAGACCAGAGAGUCAAGAAAGACCAGGAUCCCGGAACAGUUCAAAAUGUCUGCCUGAAGCAAAUAAAUCAUCACAUAACAAUAGGAGAAAUGAUACACAAAGUUGGAGGCGUGAUAGAGAAAAGAGAGAUGAUCAAGAUGAAGUUUCCAGUGUGAGAAGUGAGGGUGGUAAUAUCCGAGGUUCCUUUAGAGGCCGAGGAAGAGGACGCGGACGGGGAAGAGGACGAGGCAGAGGAAAUCCUCGAUUGAAUUUUGAUUAUUCGUAUGGUUAUCGAGACCCUGGUGAAAGGACUGAUCAACCAUUUCAAACAGAACUUAAUACCAGUAUGAUGUAUUACUACGAUGACGGUACAGGAGUACAGGUCUACCCUGUGGAAGAAGCAUUGCUUAAAGAGUAUAUUAAACGCCAAAUUGAAUAUUACUUCAGUACAGAAAAUUUGGAACGGGACUUUUUUCUUAGGAGAAAGAUGGAUGAACAAGGUUUCUUGCCUAUUUCUCUGAUUGCUGGUUUCCACCGUGUGCAGGCUCUUACUACAAACCUUAAUCUCAUUUUAGAGGCACUGAAAGAUAGCACAGAAGUGGAAAUUGUGGACGAGAAAAUGAGAAAAAAGAUAGAACCAGAAAAAUGGCCAAUUCCAGGCCCUCCGCGUAGGGUGCCACAAACAGACUUCUCUCAACUGAUUGAUUGCCCAGAGUUCGUACCAGGCCAAGCUUUUUAUUCACAUACAGAGUCCGCCCCAAAUUCUCCAAGAAUUGGAAGUCCACUGAACCCAAAGAAAAUUACUGAAACAAGUAUUCUUCAAGCAAUGUCUAGAGGUUUGUCUACCAGUUUGCCUGACUUCGACUCAGAACCUUGGAUAGAAGUAAAAAAGAGACAUCGUCCAUCCCCAGUGAAAUUGAAGGAAUCAGCAUCUCUACCUGAAGAGGCAUCAAAUCAACUAAAUCUUCCAGAUGAACAAGAACAAGAAGAACUUGAUUUUUUAUUUGAUGAAGAGAUGGAAAAAAUAGGACAAAAAAACACAUUUACUGAUUGGUCUGAUAAUGAUUCAGAUUAUGAAAUUGAUGACCAGGAUUUAAACAAGAUUUUGAUAGUGACUCAGACACCACCUUACAUGAGAAAACAUCCUGGAGGAGAUCGAACAGGCAGCCACGUGUCUCGGGCAAAAAUUACAUCUGAACUUGCUAAAGUUAUUAAUGAUGGCUUAUAUUAUUAUGAACAGGAUCUAUGGAUGGAAGAUGAAAACGUACACACAGCCAUAAAGGUGAAAAUAAUAAGGCCUUUUCUCAUAAAAAGGAAUAAAAACUGAAGUUAUGGACAGGCUUAGUGUAUAUGCUCAUUCCUUAUUUGGCUAUAAUCACCCCAGCUAUGUGAGCAGGGCUUCAGAGCAGGGUUACUUUUGUUGCCCGCUUCCACCCUUCUAACCUUAGUCUAUGAUGCGUGUUCUGUGGUAGUGGAACUGGUUGUGGACGAGUAUAAAAGAUUUAACUGGCUGAUUGUAUCACCUGGUCCAAUCAUUGCUAUUGCGCUGGGGAUUCUGUUUGAAGCCAUGUUCCAAUUUUUUAUCUUUUUGCAUUCUGCUGUACACCCUGGUACUUUAUUCUAGUUAUUAAAGUAAAAUAUGAGAGUGCCAGGGUAGUUCGCUGGCCAUCUGCAUUCUUGUGAUAGGAAUUUUUAUGAUAUAGGUAAGGAUUAAAAGAGAUCUUUUUCUGCCAUUAAAUUCAUCAGAAAACCCCCAAAAGUUAAAUACUUGUUUCAAGACUAGAAUAAGGAGGGAAAAGUUGUAUAACUAUAAUAUGCCGAAUAGGAAAGAGAUCUUAGUUAGAAAUAUACACUUGUAGGAAGAAAAGCUGGCCACUUAGUAGUUGAAUAGAUGGGAGUAGGUGCACAUUGAGAUUCAUAUCCUCGACAAGAAUUAUACUUUCCUUUUUGGCUCUUCAUUUUUUUUUUUUUUUUCCUGGAAUUUCCAUCACUGCUUUCAUCCUCUUCUCUAGCCACUGGUUUUUUGGAGACUCUGCCUCAGGGUAUGGUAGCUUGUCAGUGAGUGAGAGCCUGAGUAGUUCUCUGUCCUGCUGCUGUGGGAAACAAAGUAUUUUUAUAAAGUUUCUUCGUUGAAAAUCUUUCCUUGUAUGAGCAUUAUUACUUUGUGAUUCUUAAGUUCUGUAAGUAAUAUCUAACUUCUUUUUUGGAACAGAAAAAGGUAGAAAUAAAUUCAAGUAAUAAUAGGUUAUACGUUGAAAUAGCCCUCCCUCCAUUCCCUAUCCCUCUACCUUCCUUUAUUCUUUACCAUCUGCCAUUCUGUAUAUUGCAUUUGUUUUCUGUUUUAAUCGCAUAUAAGAUCUAUGAGGAUUGGAAUUUUUGUCUUAUUUGCACACUACUGUAUCUCCAGUGCUAGAACAGUUCCUGGCACAAAGUAGUGCUCAGUUCAUAUUUGUUAAAAUGGACAAAUGAAUUAUGGAUUAAACAUUAUGAACUAACCAAUUAACUUGGACAAAAUAACCACUGUGAAUUAUAUUGGUACUGUGGGAAAAUGUUUUCAGAGUUCUAAAUAAUGGACUUUCAGGCUUCCUUGAGAAAUAUGCUAUUUGUAGGCAAUUAUUUGUUUGCUCUAAAGUGAACACAACAGUAAUUAAAGGCCAUGUAUUGAGUUAAUUAAAAACUAGCAUCUGCUUUACCCAUGAUAAUAUUAGGGGAAAAUAAUCUUGGCUAUAUGGCUCUCAGCAUUUUAGGUCUGUUCAUAAGUAUGUCUUCUUUUAGACUGAUCCCUACAUACAUUCUUAUCUAACUUAAUUCCUCUUAUUUCUAAUUCUGUCCUUAACAUGUAAUAUCUAAUGAGAAUUUUACUUUUCCUGUGGGUCUGCUUAAAGGAAAAGAAGCCAACCAUCUAAUGUUUAUUGAAUUCCUACUAUGUGCCAGACACUGUGCUAGAUCCUGGGCAUGGAAUGGGAAGAUGGUAGGGUCUCUACAUGCCUGAUUCUUAACAAAUAAUUGAGAAAGCAGACAUUAAAAUAAACUCACAGCAAGAACUUAAUUACAAAUUAUGAUACUGGAUUGGGUUACCUGUGAGAAAGUCACAAUUACGGUGAGAUCGGAAAUAUGAGUAAGAAUGAAACAUGCGAAGAGCUGGUAAACCAUAUUUGAGGAAGAGGGAAAAGCAGGUGUCAAAGAACUGAUGGUAGAGAAUUUGGUAUGUUUGAGGAAAUGGAAAAAGCUUGUUCAUACAACAUUAUAUAAGAGGACAGUUAUGGAUAUGUAGGUAGGAGUCUGAUCAUAUAAUGUUUUGUGGGCCAUGUUAAAUCGUUUGGCAUUUAUCUAAAGUUCAAAUACAGCACAUUGAAGUCUUUUACACAGGCAACAGGGCAUGAUCUAAUUUUUAUUUUUAAAAGAUCACUCAGAUUAGUUUGGUGGUGGAUGGAUUAGAUGGGACAAGAGUGACGGAAAAAUCCAGUUGAGAAGCUAUUAAAGUCGUCCAAGAGAUGGAUAUCGGUAAUGUAAGGUGACAGGAAAUACAGAAAUGAGAAGAUCUAGAUCUGAGCCCUGAGGAACGAUCGUUUAAGAGUUGUAUAGGAAAGUGGUGUGUAGAAGCCAAGAACUGGUUUCAAGAGGACAGAAUAGUCAAUUGUGUGAGAAACUUGACAGACUUAGAUAUAAAUGAAAAGAAUGCCAAAUUGAUAGGAUAGUUUGGUGAUCAUUUCUGACUUUGCAAAACGAGUUUUGCUGGAUCCAGAAGCUAUGUUGACCUGCACCAAGAUUGAGUAUAGUCACUCUGUUUUUGGCAUGUCCUUACUGCUGAAGAUAAUUAAAAUGACCUGUUAAUAGAUGAGAAAAUGUCUACUUAAAAUCCUUGGAGAUCUACGAGGUAAGUUAUUAUCAGAAUAAAACCAUAGAGAAGUGGAGUAUUAAAACCAGUUUUGCCCUGGAGACCAUUUUGGAACUUGGGGAGUUUGAGGAGUUCACCUUUGCAAAAGCCACCUAAAUUAUAGGGGUAAAAGACAUAAACAUAGGGGCCAGCCACAGUUAGGUAUUCCACAAGAAGUCCUUUUUCCAUUAAACUGGUACUCAAAAGAAAUAUACUCUCCAUGAAAGAAAACUUAACUUGCUUUCUCAUCUAUUCCUCUAGAGGACUACAAAGAUUAUUUCCCCAGUUGUGCUUUGUAGAAUAAGGAGGGGAAAAAAUUGGCUUAGAAGUUAUAAUCACGCAACCAAAAUUCACACUAUCUGGGUGACUAAAGUAACCACUAGUCAUAAAUUGAAAGUGAUCGUUGCCUGUUAAUUUUCCAGAAACUUAGCAGAAGCAAAUGUAGUUCUUUUGUGAAGACAUUCCACCUUUAUAGUAGACCUCAAAGAAUUUACUCAAAUUGUUUUAUAAGGAAAAUGAGUAGCUUGUAUAAUUUAACAUCUAGUAGAUUUUAUUAUAUAAAGCUUUUUUGUUUCUGAAAAAGGUAAAAAGCAAGAAAGAAAUGAGAAAUAUAUAGAGUGAUAAACAUGAUCUAAGAUAGACAUUUAAUUGGAGUUUCAGAAGAAAAGGAGAAGGAAAAUGGGGCACACUCACUAUUUUAAGAGGUAAUAGCUAGGACCUUUUCCGUACUGAGGAGAGGUAUCAGAGUAGAGCAGCCACGGUAAAAGGCCAGUUACUUUCAAGGACAGAGGAAUGGCUGGACAGCUAAAUGCCGACUUCCCACCAGUAACAGUUGAAUGCAACAAUGGAAUGAUAGUGUUAUUAUACCAAGGGAAAAUAACUACCAACUUAUAAUUGCAUGCCUUGCAAAAAUAUCUUUCAAGUAAGAGGGUGAAAUAUAAGCUUCGUCAAACGUAAUUCCUAAGCUAGUAUAAAAGUAAUUCCAGAUGCCAGAGAUAUAGAAAGAACUGCCAAGCAAAAGCAAGUGAUAAAUACUUGAAUAAAUCUAAAUAAAUAUUAACUGUAUAAAACAAUAACUGUGGCUUACAGAUUUAAUAUAACAUUAACAGUUUGAGAGCUAUAAGUGAAUAGUAUUAAAAGGUACUUUUUAGUCUUGAAAGAUUAGUUUUUUUUAAGUUUUCAUGUUGCAAUUUGAAAGAUACCCAUUUAAAAAUAAAACUAGUGGGAACAACCUAAUUAGGAAAAAAGGGAAGAGAGAAUAAGACAAGAGAAAACGGGAAAGGGGGCCUCCAGCGCAAAAAUGAGGUGGUAGGUUUAAACUCAAAUAUUUAAGUAGCAAAAGUGAAUACAUAUUGUCAAAGUGUAUGUAAGUAAGUGCAAGCAGUGUUACUUAUAUGUGACAUCAAAAUAAACAAAAAAAAUAAGCAAAAACAUUGAAAGGAAAAGAUUGGGAAAGUGCAUACCAUAAAGUAGUAUCAAACCAAAAUCAAUAUCCUAACUGGCAUCUUUGCAGAAAUUGGAAAGCUGAUCUGUAGUUUAUGGAAAUUAAGGAAGGGACCCAGAAUAGCUAAAAGUCUCUUGAAAAAGAAAAAUAGUUGAAGGAUUUAUACAUAGUCUUUACUUAUGCCAGCACUGGUAUAAAGAUAGACAUACAGAUCAGUGGAAAAUAAUUGAAAGUCUAGAAGUAAACCCAUGUAUCUGUGGUCAGCUGACUCUUGGGAAAAGUGCCCAAAUCAUUCAAUAGGGAAACAGUAGUCUUGGGACAAGUAAAUAUCCACAUGUAAAAGGAUAAGUUAGAUGCCACCCGGACUUACCAUGUACAAAAAUUGAGUUAAACACUUAAAUAUAGAGCAAAAUCUAUAGAACUUUUGCAGGAUAACAUGAAAGAAAAUCUUAAUGAAUAUGCAUUUGGCAGUGGUUACAACAGCACUAGCAACAAAAGAAAAAAAAAUAGAAUGUAAUCAAAACUUUAAAAUUUUGUACUGCAGAAGACACCACAGAGAAAGUGAAAGGACAGUAAAAACAAUACCAUUUAUAUUACCACCCCAAAAAGUGAGGCACUGAGGUAUACAUUUAAGAAAAUAUGUUCAAGAUCUAUGUGAUGAAUACUAUAACUGAUGGAAAAAAUCGGAAGAACUAAAUGACAGCUAUUCCAUUUAGAAAGUCUCAUUGUCAGUUCUUCCCAACUUGAUCUACAGAUUCAGUGCAAUUCCAAUUAAGAUUCCAGGAUUUAUUUUGUGGAUAUCAACCAACCGAUUCUAAAAUUUAUAUGAUGAGGCAAAAGACCUAGAAUAGCCAAUACAGUAUUGAAGGAGAAGAACAGAGAACUGAUCCUAUCCAAUUUCAAAGUUACUGUAAAGCUGCAGUGAUCAAGACAGAGUGUACUGGUAGAAGAAUAGACAAAUAGGUCAAUGGAACAAAAUAGAGGGCCUAGAAAUAGACCUUCGAAUAUAUAGUAAAUUGAUCUGUGACAAAGGAGCAAAGAUAAUACAAUGGAGAAAAUAUAGUUUUUUCAACAAAUGGUGAUGGAACAACUGGACAUUUACAUGCAAAAAUACAAAUCCAGAUGUAGACCUUACAUUUUUUUACAAAAAUCAUCCAAAAAUGGAUUACAAAACUAGAUGCAAAACACAAAGCUAUUAAACUCCUAAAAGAUAAUAUAGGAAAAAACCUAGGUGAUCCUGGUUCGGGUGAUGACUUUUUAGAUAAGACACCAAAAUCAAGAUCCAUGACUGAAAAAAAA
Molecule: messenger RNA, 7063 nt
Organism: Pteropus alecto (black flying fox)
Lineage: Eukaryota; Metazoa; Chordata; Mammalia; Chiroptera; Pteropodidae
Gene: LARP1B
Product: La ribonucleoprotein domain family member 1B
Exons: 12
Coding region: 208-1770 (520 amino acids)
Biological process (GO): positive regulation of translation; mRNA stabilization
Cellular component (GO): cytoplasmic stress granule; cytosol
Molecular function (GO): RNA cap binding
Source: RefSeq, a predicted model, not a curated record